AUGGGUGCCGGUGCGGCUGCUCUGUCGGCCCGCGGCCUCCCGCCGCCGCUGCUACUGCUGCUGCUCGUCUUCCUGCUUGGCGACGGCGCCCGCGCCGCGGUGGACACGGGCGGGCUGAGCCGGGCGGCGUUCCCCAAGGGGUUCGUGUUCGGGACGGCGACGUCGGCGUUCCAGGUCGAGGGCAUGGCCACCGGAGGCGGCCGCGGGCCCUCCAUCUGGGACCCCUUCGUCCACACCCCCGGUAACAUCGCGGAAAACGCGAACGCAGAUGUGACCACAGACGAGUACCACCGCUACAAGGAAGAUGUCGAUCUCCUGAAAAGCCUGAAUUUCGACGCGUAUCGGUUCUCAAUCUCAUGGUCCAGGAUCUUCCCAGAUGGGGAGGGAACAGUUAAUAAGGAAGGUGUAGCGUAUUACAACAGUCUGAUAGACUACGUCCUUAAGAAAGGGCUUACUCCCUAUGUCAACCUUAACCACUAUGAUAUCCCUCUUGCGCUUCAGAAAAAGUAUCAAGGCUUCUUAAGCCCAAAGAUCGUAAACAUAUUUGCGGACUAUGCUGAAUUUUGUUUCAAGACUUAUGGUGAUCGAAUUCAGAACUGGUUCACAUUCAAUGAACCGAGGAUAGUGGCCGCACUUGGCUUUGAUACUGGAACGAACCCCCCUAACAGGUGCACCAAAUGUGCCGCCGGUGGGAACUCAGCAACAGAGCCUUACACUGUUGUUCAUAACAUUCUCUUAUCUCAUGCUACUGCAGUUGCAAGAUACCGCAAUAAGUACCAGGCAAGUCAGAAAGGCAAAAUUGGGAUAGUUCUGGACUUUAACUGGUAUGAAGCUGUUACCAACUCAACUGCAGACCAAGCAGCAGCUCAAAGGGCUAGGGACUUCCAUGUUGGUUGGUUUCUCGAUCCACUAUUAAAUGGUCAAUACCCGAAGACCAUGCAAGAUAUAGUAAAAGAGAGGUUACCUAGUUUCACACCUGAACAAUCUAAGUUAGUCAAGGGCUCCGUAGAUUAUAUUGGGAUAAAUCAAUAUACAGCUACCUACAUGGCUGAUAAUCCAUCGCUCCAGCAAACACCGACAAGCUACUCGUCUGAUUGGCAUGUUCAAUAUAUCUUUCAGCGAAAUGGUGUGCCAAUUGGUCAGCAGGCAAAUUCCAAUUGGCUUUACAUCGUCCCGACGGGCAUGUACGGUUGUGUGAACUACAUAAGGGAGAAGUACAAGAACCCGACAGUCAUUAUAUCUGAAAAUGGAAUGGAUCAGCCUGGAAACCUCACACAUGAUGAGUUCCUGAAAGACACCACAAGGGUCGAGUUCUACAAGAACUACCUGACCGAGCUGAAGAAAGCGAUCGAUGAUGGCGCGAACGUGGUCGGCUACUUUGCAUGGUCUCUCCUCGACAACUUCGAGUGGCUGUCGGGUUACACAUCCAAGUUCGGCAUCGUCUAUGUCGACUUCAAGACUCUGAAGCGAUACCCCAAGGACUCGGCCUACUGGUUCAGAGACAUGCUGGCAGGAGCAGGGGCGAAAGACGGUUCAGGCUCUCCCGCCAGCAGACGGGCUGGUUCAGGCGCUUCAAGCAGCAAUCUAGCAGCUGGUUCAGCAGCCUCGAGUAGCCCCCGGGUUCUGCUUCCUCUGUUGGUUUCCUUGUACUUGGUUCUUCCAUCCAUCUUCUUGUUCUCUUUGUAGAAGUGGAGUCCUGGUUCCUUGCUGUAGCAACUAGCAGUCCUUAAAUAAGUGUUGGACGCCCGCAUCAUUUUCGUUUUAAAAUUGUGCUACAGCGAAGAGUGUUUUGGAACAGCCUGAAUGAGGGGUCCGCUUGCUUAGUUUCAGAGUGUUGUUACUUGUUAUUGUGUAAAUAGUGGACGCGAUGAUUCAGACCCAGAUCAGUAUGGGUGAUGUGUCCCUAAGCUUAUAAUCGGGUGAUGUGCCUAUUUUUGUGGACGCUGUUCGCACGGAUUGAGACUGUGACUGCAA
This is a messenger RNA of Lolium rigidum, 1974 nucleotides long. Its product is annotated as beta-glucosidase 8-like. The record is from RefSeq and is a predicted model, not a curated record. Gene Ontology annotation, molecular function: beta-glucosidase activity. Lineage: Eukaryota; Viridiplantae; Streptophyta; Magnoliopsida; Poales; Poaceae. Bases 1 to 1686 code for a protein of 561 amino acids. The transcript has 11 exons. Gene Ontology annotation, biological process: carbohydrate metabolic process.